Dictyostelium purpureum is the source of this 4059-nucleotide messenger RNA. RefSeq lists its product as uncharacterized. Gene Ontology annotation, molecular function: protein binding. Gene Ontology annotation, biological process: signal transduction. Bases 1 to 4059 code for a protein of 1352 amino acids. The transcript has 2 exons. The record is from RefSeq and is a predicted model, not a curated record. NCBI's taxonomy places the organism in Eukaryota, Evosea, Eumycetozoa, Dictyosteliales, Dictyosteliaceae.
AUGAAUAUACAUAUAGAUUUAAUAAAUCCAAUGAACUGGACAUCAAACAAAUUAUCGAAACUACCAGAUCAUUCAUUGACCGUAUGGGGUCAUUCAUCAACAUCAAAUGGAGAAAAAGAAAUUGUUAUAUUUGGAGGUUAUGAUUAUUGUACAGAUAAACCAACUAAUACAACUUAUAUAUUAAAUAUUGGACAAUCAAACUCACUUAUAAAACCAACGGUUAGUGGCGCACUACCGCCACCAAUGUAUGGACAUUCAUCAAUUCAAGUUGGUAAAAAAAUGUUUAUAUUUGGAGGUAAUCUUCAAGAUAAUACGCAAAGUAGUGAUAUGUAUCAAUUUAAUACAACCAAUUAUUCUUGGAGCAAACCGAAAUUAAAUAGUGUUUCAGAUCCACCCAGAGCUCGUUUUGGACAUUCAGCAGCAUUAUUAUCAGAUCAUUAUAUUUUAAUAUUUGGAGGAGUUCAUUUAGGACCUGGUGGAGCCAAAACAAUUUUAAACGAUAUGCAUAUUUUUAAUACCGAUAGGAACUGUUGGGCAAAAACCAACGAUCACAAUGGCAUGCCUUCAUUAGAUUCACCACCAACCGCAUCACCUAGGACACCAACCUCCUCAUCAUCCUCCACUUUAAAUGGAAUAAACAACGCAAAAGACUCACCAUAUUCUAUAGUUUCAUUUCGAGGUAGAUCAGCAACUAUAUCAGGGCAUAAUAUGAAUAAUACAUCACCAAAUAUAAAUAGUUCAAAUGGCUUAUCAUCAAGUAAUAGUAACAAUCAGCAAUCAUCACAACAACAGCAACCAUUAAAUCAUUUACUACAGCACUUCUCACAUCUUCAUGGCAAUGCAAUACCUAAUUUACCUUUACAACCAAAUCUACAAACAUUAGGCAAUAGUGACACUAUAACACCACCAUUAACGCCCUCAGGUAUUUUGGAUCUUAAUAAAUCACCACUAUCACUAUCACAAAGAAUUAGUAAUGGAAGCUGCGGUAACAUCACAUUGGGUUUCAGCAAAGUUCAAUCACCACCACCACGUUAUUUUCAUAGUUGCUCACCAAUUAAUAAUAGAGUGUAUAUAUUUGGAGGUUAUAGCGGCUCGCAACUAUUGAAUGAUCUUUAUAUUUUAAAUAUAGAAUCGAUGGAAUGGAUACAACCACAUCCCAAGGGCGACAUACCCUCACCAAGAGCAGGUCACACAUCUGCAGUAAUUGGCAAUAAUAGAUAUAUAGCAGUAUUUGGUGGUACAGUCGAGGGUGACCCUUCAAACCCUAAUAAUGCACAUUGUGACAACGAAUUGUUUUUAUUUGAUGUUGAAACAUUUAUUUGGACUCAAAUUAAAACAACUGGUACAUUGCCAUCUCCAAGAACAGGUCAUAUUUGCCAGGCUAUCGGUUCAAAAGUAUUUAUAGUUGGUGGCACUGAAGCUAUUUUAAAUAAUAAAUCGAAAAUACAUAAUAAUAAUUACUAUACCCUAGAAACCCUUCAUGGUAAUAACAACCCCACUAAUGUAUCAGCAAAACCAAGAAGCGGUAGUACUUCAUCAUUUUCAACUCCAUUAGUAUCUCAAAAAUACUUAUUCUCUAGUAGUGGCAGUAGUGGAGAUAACUCACCAAAUGGAUCAAGACUUUCAUUUAAAGAUGGUGCUGAUAACCUAUUAGUAUCAUUACAAGAAUCUUCACCAUCAUCUUCACCAUCAUCCUCAAAAUUAGACCUUUCACCCAAAUCUAAUAAUCCAUUAUCCAGUAGCGGCGGUGCAAUAAGAGGCGAAUUCCUUAGACACUUUACAACAUCCUCAUUAAAUGGUAAUCUAUUAAAAGACUCAUAUGCAGAUAUCAAAAGGAAAUAUCAAGACGAACGUGAAAAGAGAAUAGAGUUUGAAAAAGAAAUUGAACUAUUAAAAAUUAAACAUCAACAAGAAAUUUAUAAUUUACAACAACAAUUACAACAACAGCAGCAACAGUAUCAAAUGAACCAAGGUGAUUCAAUAUUAACGUCACAACAAAUUUUAGCAAUCUACAACGACAUCUUUGAAAUGUGGAGUUAUAUCGAUAAAAAUUUAAGAAACAGAGAGAAUAUAGACGUUAAAUUAGACCAUAUAUAUGAAAUAUUGAAAAAUAAAAUAGAUCAUUUCACUCAGCUAAUUGGUAUGGAAUCAUUUUUAGAUGAUCAAAAGAGUACAUACAGCGAUACCAAUAUUUUUAUGAAUAAUAACAAUAAUAAUAAUAAUAGUACCAAUAGUAUACCAAAUAUGAUUAGAGACGACACUAGCGAAACCUCUCAACACUCGCAGCAAUCUACCGAUCUUCAAGCUAAUGAUCCAUCACCAAGAAAGAAAGAUGCAGUUCACCAUUCCCGAUCAGUUUCAAAUCCAAUUCCCUUCCUAUCUCAAAUUGUAAAAGCUAGAGGAACAAAUAAUCCCAAUAGCAACAGCAAUAGUUUAAAUGAGCAAACUCUAUCUGUACAACAACAACUCCAUCAUUCACAUAAUAACCUUCAUACCUAUAUAAAUCAAUGUAAAGAUACAACUUCACCAACCAACUCAAAUUUAAUAAAUAACCUAAAUGGUACUACCAAUAACAAUAAUAGUAAUAAUACAAAUAAUGUCAAAGAAAAAACACCAAAAAUAUUUAAAAGAUUAAUAUUAAAAAAAAAUAGAGCAUCAGGUGUAUUUAAACCACUCGCAACCUCUGCAGAUUCAGAUGAACUAAACCAUAAUCAAAGCCAACAACAACUUGAUGAUCUAAUUUCAGAAGAAUUUGAACCAAAUUCAUUAUCAUCGUCAGUUUCAACCAAUACUCUUAGUACAGGCACCAACAAUGGCACAAUAGAAGAAAUUGAGGCAUUUGAAAAGAAUAAGCAAAGAAAGAGAUUGGGCAAAACCUUAAAGCAAAUGAUUAAUAAACAAGAAAAAGAAAAAAUUGAAAAAGAGAAAUUAGAUAAGGAAAAAGAGAAACAAGAAAAAGCAGAAAAAGAAAAAGCAGAAAAGGAAAAAGAAAAAGCAGAAAAAGAAAAAGAAAAAGCAGAAAAAGAAAAGGAAAAACAAGAAAAAUUAGAAAAAGAAAGAUUAGAAAAAGAAAAGGCAGAAAAAGAAAAAGAAAAGGAAAAACUUGAAAAGGAAAAAGCAGAGAAAAAACAUAAAAAGAUCAAAGGAUUAUUUGGAUCCAGAAGUUCAUCCAAGGAAUCACUGCCAUUUAAAAGAGAUGUCAUUGAAAAAGUUAUUGUUCAUCUUCGUGAAAACUCAUUAAACACUGAAGGUAUAUUUAGAUUGUCUGGUAAUAUGGAUACAGUAAGAGGUAUAGUUAAAUCAUUUGUUCAACAUGCCGAACCAAACCUUUCAUUUGAAAUUCACAAUAUCAGUAAUGCACUCAAGCACUAUCUUCGUGCAUUAGACCCACCAUUAAUUCCAUACGAAUUCUUUUCACCACUUUUAGACGCCAGAAGAAAUGAAGAUGCUGAAACAAUAAGAAAUAUAUUUUGGAAAAUACCUGCCGAUAAUCGUAUAGUGUUAACCCAAUUAGCUGAACUAAUGGUUUUAAUCUCGGAAAAUAGUAAUGUAAAUAAAAUGAAUUCAAAGAAUCUUUCAAUUGUAUUCGGACCAACUAUUUUGAAACCACGUACACCAACACUGGAUAGAAUGGCAUUAAUGAAUGAAACUCAGCUUCAAUGUGGUAUCAUUCAAACAUUUAUCGAAGAUUUCCAUUAUAUAUUUUCAGAAUUCCCUACAAGCGGCCCAAAGUCAUUUAACCAAGAUAAUGAAGAUGAUGAAAACAACACCAAUAAUAACGAGGAAGUAACCGUAUCGUCAUAUAGUACACCUUCGAAUAAUACCCCAUCAUCGCCAUCACCUCCAAAUGGCUCGCCAUAUUUAAAUCCAACUACCUCUUCCUCACCAUCCUCAACCUCGUCAAACUCUUUAACCAGUAAUAAUAAAAUAAAUUUAACAACCAGUGCCGAUAACCAACAAAAUAAUAACACAUCAAACAACAACAAUAAUAAUAUUUUAAAUGAUAGUAAUAAUAGUAAUGGUAGCAGUAAUUUUGAAAAUAAUAACACGAUAUUAUAA